UUCCUUCCCCGCCUCGUGAUUGCGCUUAGAUGCCCACAACUUAGAACCCAGGUGGCUGUAGUACAUUACACUCCUGCCGUCACUCUUUGAACCGUAUCUCUUUUGGUUCUUUCGUCGUCUUCCCAAAUCACACCAUCUGGUGCGGUAUCAUGGCCGAAGCCACUAUGGCUACCUCCAUUGCAGACGAAGGCCCGGGGCUCGCACGGGAGUCCUUCAGUGCAGAGGACUUCGAGACAGCCUCGGUGCGCUCAAUCCGCUCGGCAGCUCCUUCAUACACGUCUGACGCCCCCUCAUACCACACAAUCAACCCUCAUCCCGAGCCACUCCCUCCCUACUCACCACCAGCCCGCCCCAACCCGACGCCAGCGACGGCGUCGAGGCCAACACCGGCCCCACGGAACGGCAGUGUCUCCUCCCUCCUCGACCUCGAACCCUUCCAAUCCUCCACUACUUCCAGCUCCAGCUCCAGCUCCAGCACCGCGUCGUCCUCCAACUCGUCAACGCCGCGCCGAUACGGCCUGCCUCCGGUCCCGCCGGGGCCUCCCCGGCCGCCGCCCGCCGAGCUGCCCUCGCUCGCCCACUUCCGCACGCCUACGUGGUCCUCGGCCGGCGGCGGCGCCUCCAACCCGACGGCGCGCAUCUACCAGAACGUGGCGCUGCGGCGGGCGAGCGCGGCGAGCAGCAGCAGCGACAACAGCAGCAGCAGAAACGGCAGGGGUAGCCACCUGGAAAGGGCGAUGCUGCGGCGCGUCAUGCUGGAGAGGAUCGACGAGGAGGAGCGCAACAGCUUGAACCGGGUGCGGCCGCUCGAGGACCCGUACCUGGUCGGGGAGGAGGCGGCGGCCCGGGCUCGGGCCGAGCGGCUGGCGCGGGAGAGGAACCUCGGGGACGAGAUUCUGAUCAGGGAGGACCGGAGGUGGGAUUGGUUCCUGGCACAAAUGAGAGACCGCGAGGAGCGUGAGCGGAACUGGAAGCGGUUCCGGAAGGAUAUCGAAAAGCGAACAAACAGCAGGCUCCCGUUCCGCAUUGGCGCGCGUUUCUGAAAGAGACGGAACACGCUUCCUCCUUCGACGCAUUGUUUGAUGGUUAGGCGUUGUCGGCUUCAGGUUGCCA
Molecule: messenger RNA, 1113 nt
Organism: Thermothelomyces thermophilus ATCC 42464
Lineage: Eukaryota; Fungi; Ascomycota; Sordariomycetes; Sordariales; Chaetomiaceae
Exons: 3
Coding region: 165-1043 (292 amino acids)
Source: RefSeq, a predicted model, not a curated record